Molecule: messenger RNA, 558 nt
Organism: Passer domesticus (house sparrow)
Lineage: Eukaryota; Metazoa; Chordata; Aves; Passeriformes; Passeridae
Product: serine/threonine-protein kinase PAK 3-like
Exons: 3
Coding region: 62-403 (113 amino acids)
Biological process (GO): regulation of MAPK cascade; regulation of axonogenesis; protein phosphorylation
Cellular component (GO): cytoplasm
Molecular function (GO): ATP binding; protein serine/threonine kinase activity
Source: RefSeq, a predicted model, not a curated record
CUCUACUCAACUCACCCCUUAGAAGAAUACAUGGAGCUCGUUAGCAGGGACUGCUUGGUGGAUGGCACCUGAAGUGGUGACAGGUCAACCAUAUGGCCCCAAAGUGGACAUAUGGUCUUUUGGAAUUGUGGGAAUUGAAAUGGUGGAACAAGAACCUCCUUACUGGAACCAGAGUCCUGCCUCGGCUAAAUUCAUGAUAGCCUCAAUAGGGACCCCACAGCUGCUGCAUCCCAAGCUCCUCUCGGCUUGGCUGCGUGACUUCCUGAGCUGCUGCCUGCAGACAGACGAGGAGCGGCGCUGGUCUGCCAAGGAGCUCCUGCAGCAUCCAUUUGUAAUAUCAGCCAAGCCAGCCUCCAUCCUGGCACCACUCAUCAUUUCAGUGCAGAAUAAGAAGAAGAAGUAGGAGACAAGAAUUUUACAAUCACGUCAAGAUGUUAUCUUCAUAAGCAAUUUAGAGUAGAACUGUAGAGUAGGAUUGUAGAGUAGGAUUGUUGAAGAGUUUUGUAGAGUUGAAUUAUAGAUCAGGAUUGGAAUGAAAUAAAAUUUCCGAAUCAUCAA